UAUCUCUUCAAGUGUUACCGAAUGGCUUCUUCUACCACUAGUGCUUCAUUUUCAAUGGCCGUUUUGACUUCGGCUUGCGUUUGGGUCUUGAUCGGUGCAAGCGCGAGUGCGCAACUUUCCUUCGACUAUUACACCAGAUCUUGCCCCGUCCUCUUCCCCACGGUGAGGCUAACCGUGGGAGCAGCUAUAGCGAGGGAGGCUCAGAUGGGUGCCUCACUGCUUCGCUUGUUCUUCCACGAUUGCUUCGUCAAUGGCUGCGACGGAUCAAUUCUUCUGGACGAUACACCUACUUUCACCGGAGAGAAAAAUGCUGCUCCGAACGUCCAUUCAGUGCAAGGGUUCGAAGUGGUCGACCAAGUUAAGUCUGCCGUGGAGGGUGUGUGCCCAGGCAUCAUCUCAUGCGCCGAUUUGUUGGCAAUUAUCGCGCGAGACUCCGUCGUGAUACUUGGAGGGCCGUGGUGGCCAGUGAAGCUGGGAAGAAGAGAUGCAAGAAGUGCAAGCCAAGCUGCUGCUAAUGAGAGCAUCCCCCCACCAACUUCGGACCUCAAGAAAUUAAUCUCCUCCUUCCAAAAUGUCGGUCUCAAUAUCAGGGACCUUGUGGCUUUCGCUGGUAAUUUUAGUCCCCACACGGUUGGACUAUCGAGAUGCACAAACUUCAGGGACUGGGUCUACAACGAGACCGACAUCGACGUGCUGCUGGCCCAAACGAGGAAGCUCGGCUGCCCCGGCGUCAACAGCAUCGACGACGACAAUCUGGCCCCGCUCGACUUCCGUAGCCCGAUAACGUUCGACCACAGCUGCUAUUACAACCUUGUCCAGAGACGAGGCCUUCUUCACUCGGACCAACAGCUCUUCAACGGCGGGCCCGCCGACUCGCUCGUGAAGCUCUACAGCAGAAGCCCGGUCGCCUUCGACAAGGACUUCGUGGUCUCCAUCACAAGGAUGGGCGACGUCAAGUCCCUCACCGGAUCCAAUGGUGAGAUUCGGAGGAACUGUAGGAGGGUCAAUUGAGGCCCUUUGAUUUGGAGAGAGGCCCAAUGUCUUGCCUGAUGAAGACUCUUUCUCUUCUUGCUGU
Molecule: messenger RNA, 1075 nt
Organism: Syzygium oleosum
Lineage: Eukaryota; Viridiplantae; Streptophyta; Magnoliopsida; Myrtales; Myrtaceae
Product: peroxidase P7-like
Exons: 4
Coding region: 22-1011 (329 amino acids)
Biological process (GO): hydrogen peroxide catabolic process; response to oxidative stress
Molecular function (GO): heme binding; peroxidase activity
Source: RefSeq, a predicted model, not a curated record